UGAGCUCGGAUGAUAUGAUGCAGAUGGGCGGCGAUGGGUGAUACAGCCGCGCAUUUAUGCGAGGUGCAAAGAGUGAGUCGCAGGUGGUGGUGACUUGAGUGGAUGCACCCCCAACGCACUGGCCUACGGCCACCAACACAUGCGCAGCUGCGGCCCGCACUGUGGCACCGCCACCGAGGAAGCAACUUCUUGGUGGCUUCCUUUCCUGGUUUCGGCCUCAGCCUAAACUAAAGACAGACAAGGAAGGGUAAAAGAGAAUCCCCCACCUUGCACUGGCUUCCACGUCCUCCUCGUGCAGUGUUCUCCUCCUACCCGCCUGGUUUCCGUCAGUCCAGCGCUGCAGCUCCAGUUCCUGCGUUUAUUCUAUCCAUCGGAAUCUUGUGAUGAGAUAAAGCUUGGAUUUUGAAGGGGUCUUCCGCUUGGGACACGGCUACCGCCGUCCAUGAGGAAGGUGAAGUCGGAGUCGUGGCUGGGCCGCAUGGGGCUCGUGCGAGAUGGCGGGCGAAAGAAGGGCGGCGCGGGCGGGGGGGAGAAGGCAGCCGCCACUGUCGGCGUGCUGGCCUUCGAGGUUGCGCGGUUCAUGUCCAAGGCCGUCCAGCUCUGGCACGCCCUGGCCGACGACCGCGUCGCCCGCCUGCGCGAUGAGGUCCUCCGCCUCGAGGGCGUCCGCAAGCUCGUCUCCGACGACGACGGCUUCCUCCUCGCCCUGGCACUCGCCGAGACGACCGACGCCCUCGGGUCCCUGGCCCGCGCCGUGGCCGGACUCGGCCGGCGGUGCUCCGACCCAGCGCUGCAGCGGUUCGACGCCGCGUUCGCGGAUCUGGUCAAGACCGGCGCCGACCCCCACGGGUUCGAGUACGCGGGGCGGAAGAUGGAGCGCAAGGUCAAGAAGAUGGAGCGGUUUGUCGCCGCGGGCGCCGACCUGUACCACGAGCUCGAGGUGCUGGCGGAGCUGGAGCAGGGGCUGCUCCGGUUGCUGGCCAACCCCGACGCCGGCGGCCGCCACCAGGCCAGCGUCGCCGAUUUCAAGCACAAGGUCAUGUGGCAGCGGCAGCAGGUGAAGUACCUGCGCGAGGCCUCGCUGUGGGUCAGGACCUACGACUACGCCGUCCGCCUGCUGAGCCGAUCCCUGUUCUCGAUCGUCGGAAGGAUCAGGCAAGUCUUCGGGUUCCCGACGAAGACAGAAGCCACCGGGUGGUCCGGCGGCCGCCGAAAGCCCGCCGCCCGGCUCUCCCGCAGCCACUCCAUCGCCGGCCUGAUGCCCUCCCCCGGCCACUCAUCCGACGGCAACAUGGUCCGCUUGUUCGCCUCCGGGCCGCACGCUGUCCCUCAGCACGAAACCAGAUCCGGGCCUAUAGCUACCAGCAGCGGAGCAUUGGCCGGGCAGUGUCCACCUCCCAGGAUCGGCCUGCCUCCUCCCGCUCGAAAGCGCCAUAAUUCUCGAACCAAGUGGCCGGUCGGCGGCAGAACAUUCGGUGGGUGUAUGGUCGGUGGCAAUGAGCCAGCAGUCCUGCAGAGCUGCAUCCCCAUGGACACCGCCCUCCGGAAGCCAAAUGUGACGCCAUUGACUCCUCCCGGAGCUGAUGCUGCAAGCCCUGAGACCAGCGUAAACAUGUUCGACAUGAUCGAACCCAGGUUCCAGUUGCUGAAUGCUCCAGCCACCACCCUCGGCGCCGCAGCUCUAGCUCUGCACUACGCCAACGUGAUCAUCGUCAUCGAGAAGCUUGCGGCCUCCCCCCAUUUGAUCGGCCCCGACGCCAGAGAUGACCUCUACAGCAUGCUAACCACAAGCAUAAAAGCAGCCCUCAGAGCGAGGCUGAAAUCGUACGCCAAGAACUUGGCUUCAUCCAUUUACGAUCCAGUUCUUGCAGCGGAGUGGAGUGCGGCGGUGACAAGGAUACUGGACUGGCUGGCACCGCUCGCCCAUAACACGAUCCGAUGGCAAUCCGAGAGGAGCUUCGAGCAGCAGAGCUUGGUCUCCAACUCUAACGUUCUUCUGCUGCAGACGCUCUAUUUUGCGGACCAAAGGAAGGCGGAGGACGCCAUUACUGAGCUGCUCGUUGGUUUGAACUACUUGUGGAGAUACGGAAGAGAAUUGAAUGCGAAAGCCAUGUUGGAGUGCGUCAGCAGCAGAAACUUCGAUGACUGUCUGCAGAUACAGGCUUGUCCAGCAAUCCAAGACACUGCUUAACCAAAGGAAGGGGCUUUGGAUUUGCUCUCUGCAAAGCUUGUUCGACCGGUGCAGGUCAUCACAUCACAUCGACAUAUGUUGAUGGACAUGAACACAGGCCUCUCUUGUCAAGCUCGUAUGCCAUGCGAAUAGGCAUUUCCAUGUCCUUUCCGAAGGUGUAAACUACGGCGAUGACGAUGAAACCUUUUGUGAAUUUGUUCGAUAUUAUAGGAAAAUUACUCUUUUGGUUUACAGUUCCAUUUCAUGGCAUGGUUGAUUUGAUGGUAGAGAGAGGUAGGAGGAUCUUUCAUUUUGGUGGCUUUGUGUGCCUUAAAGAAGCAUUUCGUGGA
Messenger RNA from Musa acuminata AAA Group (dessert banana), 2520 nucleotides. RefSeq lists its product as uncharacterized. NCBI's taxonomy places the organism in Eukaryota, Viridiplantae, Streptophyta, Magnoliopsida, Zingiberales, Musaceae. The coding region runs from base 443 to 2191 and encodes 582 amino acids. The transcript is spliced from 2 exons. The record is from RefSeq and is a predicted model, not a curated record. Gene Ontology annotation, biological process: positive regulation of growth.